AAGGCAUUGAUGGAAAAGGGAAACUUUGAAAAGGCCGAGGAAUACUUCAGUAAAGCCAUUGAAAAGGAUCCCAAAGACGGCAACCUUUAUGUUCAUAAAGGAAUCCUAUUCUUGAAUUCCAGUAACGAUGUGGACAAAGCCAUCAAAUUAUUGGAGGAGGGCAAGACGGCGGACCCCACGUGUCAGUUCGCGUACGAGAUGUUGGGCAGUAUAGCGGUUCAGAAGGGCUUUCUGGCCGACGGUAUCGCCGUAAAACUGACACGCGACCUAAACCGCGUUUGUCUUGACCUAACGCGAGUAGAGAUGAGUGAAUCUCUACGCCGGCUUCGGGUCGUUUUCCGUUGUUUUGAUGAGCUAUAUCUCAAUGGUAGGUUAUUGUAG
Molecule: messenger RNA, 381 nt
Organism: Medioppia subpectinata
Lineage: Eukaryota; Metazoa; Arthropoda; Arachnida; Sarcoptiformes; Oppiidae
Source: the annotation of a GenBank genome assembly